AUGGCGCGCACUCCAUACCCUGUGCGGCUUCUAGGAGGCCUGGUGCGCAAAAACACUCUCAACCACAUCGUCAGACACCCCAUCAGCUUCUUCCUAACCUUUUACGCCAUCCCACUCGUCAUUCUCCCCCUCCUGUUGUCCCUACCGAAACUGCUCACCACCAACCAAGUCUCUGGCGCCUCGGACCCCGCGCCCAUCAAGUCCCUGGCAGACACGGUGCAUCAGAAACUCGUCAUUGUCAAGCCGGACAAUCUGGGCAGCGAUGUCCAGACAGUCAUUGACGGCUUUUCCAAAUCCCUCGGCGCCGACAAGAUUCAAAUGCUAAAGAGCGACGACGAAAUGUUCCAGACGUGCAGCGAGCUGGCGGGGAACCUGGGCGCCUGCCAUGCCGCCGUCAGCUUUUACGACUCGCCCGGCACGGCUUCGUCGGUGAACAAGACGUGGAAGUACUCUAUCCGAUCCGACACGAAGACCGCAAGCACCGCCGACUAUGUUGCCCACAGGAGUGAGGCAGAUAAUGUGUUUCUGCCGCUUCAGCUAGCCAUCAACAAUGCCAUUACAAACUCGACGACGAUUCCGGAAACCUUCAUGUUUGCGAGGACCAAGAACAGCACCGACACAUCAAAAAGGGAGGAAGCCGCAACGUUGAUUGGCAGUGUAUUCACAUUUGCCAUUUUUGCGUGCUUUUUCGUCAUGAUUUACAAGUUUACCUCGUGGAUCACCCAGGACCGAGAAUCGGGAAUGUCGCAACUCAUGGACACCAUGGGAGGCUCUUGGUGCUUGCCUUUGCGGGUGCUGAGCUGGAUCAUCGUCAUUGACCUCGCCUGUCUACCACUCUUCAUCAUCUUUGGCAUCAUGUAUGCCAAGCUGGCUUUUCCGGCUUCCGAUGUGAUGCCGCUGAUUGGCUGGCAGAUUCUGCUCGGGUUUGCCGUCAACAGCUCCUCGACGUUUGCCGCAGGUUUCUUCACCAAAGCGCGAGUCUCCGCCAUCUACAUCACCGCCGUCUUCAUCAUACUUUCCCUGACUAUGCAGCUGAUCAUGGUCCGCGAAUACCCUCAGCCCAUACCCGAGGCCAUCUGGACAUUGUCGGGGCUCUUUCCCAGCUGCAGCCAUGCCUUGUUCACCAAGCAAAUGGCCUACUGGCAGCUCGCGGGAGAAAAGGCCGACUUCUCAAGAUUCCCGCCUGGAAAUGCGCCACUAAUGAUGGACCUGACCGUCGUCAAGCAAAACACGCUUCUCUUGCUUCUGGCCGGGCAGGCUGUCGGCUACGCAUUGCUCGCCAUGGCGGUCGAGUGGGCGUUUCACGGAGUGGGCGGCCGCAGCAGGACAUUUAGACAAAAGGUGAGAGACGUCAAUGAAGCUUCGGUCAGGGUCGAAAACUUGAAAAAGGUCUUUACGCCAGGUUUCUGGAAGUGGCUCUGCUGCUGCGGCAGACGCGGCUACAAGACGGCCGUCAAAGGCGUCACGUUUGACGCGUACCCGGACCAGAUUCUCUGCCUCGCGGGCCCCAACGGCUCCGGCAAGACGACGACACUGCAGGCCGUGGCCGGCUUCAGCAAGCCCAGUGCCGGGCGCAUCUCCCUGAGCGCUCGGCGCGAAGAGGUUGGCAUCUGCCCGCAGCAAAACACGCUGUGGGGAGACUUGACUGUGCUGGAGCACGUCCGUCUCUGGUCGCAGAUCAAGGGCGGGCGCGAAACCGAGGCCGAGAUUGACGAGCUCAUCCACGCCUGCGAUCUCGCAAAGAAGAAAAAGGCCUGCGCCAAGACGCUCAGCGGCGGACAGAAGCGCAAGCUCCAGCUGGCGUGCAUGUUUGUCGGCGGCUCCACGAUUUGCCUCAUUGACGAGUGCACGUCUGGUCUCGAUCCUCUUUCGCGUCGCGCCAUCUGGGCUCUGCUGCUGCGGUACCGAACCGGCCGCACCAUCAUCUUCACGACGCACUUUCUCGACGAGGUCGACGUCUUGGCCGAUCGCAUCGUCCUCAUGACCGAAGGCGCUGUCCGCUGCGAGGGCUCCCCCGCAGAGCUCAACAGCAAGUACGGGAGCGGCUACAAGGUCGUUGUGCCCGACAACGGGCAGCUGCCCGUCAUGGACGCGCCCUGGCAGCACACCACCCACCAGGGCCAGCUCGUCAGCACCGUGCCCGACUCGGAGACGGCGACGCGUCUUGCGCGAGUCUACGUCGAGAACGGAGUCACCGACAUUUCCAUCUCGGGCUCGCAGUUUGAAGACAUUUUUCUCAACGUCGUGGGCAAGCCCGUCACGCUCGAGACCAGCGACAGCAACACCAACCUCUUGAGCGACAACAAGGGCUUUGAGCUGUCGCCGGCCCGCUCCACGAGCUUUGCGAGGCAGCUGCGCGUCCUGCUCGGCAAGCGAUUCAAGGUGCUCCCCAGAUUUUGGUGGCCGUACUUUUUUGCCGUCCUGAUUCCCAUUGGCGCAUCGCUGGCCAUGCUCAUCAUAAGCUCCUCCUACGACGUUCCGAAAUGCGCCGACUCCAAGCCCGUCCUCGGCACGCCCGAGGCGGAAACGUUUUGGUACGCGGGCUUCUGCGCCCACGAAGACUUUUGCAACAAGAUGAUUCUGGCACCGCAAGACGCCAAAAAGACACUUCGAGGACUCGUCGAGAAGCCCUUUGACAACCUCCGCGAUGUCAAUAUUACCGCGUUUGACUCCUAUGUCGUUGCCUUGGACAACCGUCAGAGUUGGCUGGACUACGUCUUGAACAACAGAGACACCAGCUCCUACAGCGGCAUAUUCACAGGCUCCGGUGGCGAAGCGCCCAUCAUUGCCUAUCGACCUCGUUCGGAUGCAAGAAUCAGCAGUUUCGAAAUGUUGAAUCUCUGGAGCGAGAUGAACAGCAACGUUCAAAUCAUCAACAGCUUUGGCGAGAUUCAAACUGUCAAGUCUGUGAGUACAGUGGACUUUGAAAUGUUUCCUGACCAUGAGCAUCAAACUAACUUGAUAUCCCAGAAUGACCAUUCCGUCGCAGUUCUGUACGCCAUCUUCUUGACGCUCGUGCUUUCCGUGUUUCCCCCCGCAUUCGUCCUCUAUCCAGCAAUCGAAAAAGCGUCCAAUACUCGAUCGAUGCAAUAUGCCAACGGCGUGAACCCAGGACCCCUGAUCAUAGCAUACCUCUUGUUCGAUGCCAUCUUCAUCACGCUCAUUUCCAUCAUCCUGGCGCCUAUUAUCAGUGGCCCUAUCCAGGCAUGGAUUGGCUCUGGUGCUCUUUUGGGUGUUGCGCUGGUUCUGUACGGCCUGGCCACCGUCCUCAUCGGACACAUUGUGUCUCGUUUCUCGAUUGGGCCACUCAAGGCAUUCAUAGCAGCCUUUGGCGUCAACAUGGGAAUCUUUGCGGUUUCCGCUGCUGCGUUUGCUGGAGCAACACUAACCUCGGAGAAAUCGGGCAAAGCUGUUGCAUUCGGUCUGGGAUUGAUAUCACCCAUCGGAAAUAUCUUCCGGGUCAUGAUGGUUGGGCUCAACGUGGCGAAUCAAGGAUGCAGGAACUUCAGCAACAAGCCCUCAUCUGCCUUUGACGGCUACUCUGGCCCCAUUUUCUAUCUACUUCUUCAAGUCAUUGCGCUAGCCGCGUUUGCUAUAUGGCUCGAAGGCGGAUUGUCCCUCAUCCGCAAAGAGACCCCCGCUACCUCGGACCUGGACAUUGAAAUGCGAGAGCCGUGCAUGCCAGGCAGCGGUGUGGCCGCCGAGGUCCUACGCGUGGAACGCGAAAAGGACGACAUGCUACGUGCUAUACACGUUACCAAGGCCUUCAAAUCGAAUGUUGCUCUUGACGACGUUACUUUUGGUCUGCCUCUUGGCCAAGUGCUGGCCCUGAUUGGACCCAACGGAGCCGGCAAGUCGACUCUUGUCAACACCAUCCAGGGCGAAAUCGCUGCCGACAAGGGCGGCGUGAUGCUCUGCAAUGACAACUCUCGAAACGCAUCCUCCAAGAAGCACAUUGGCGUGUGCCCUCAGCACGACGCCCUGGAUCUCCUCACCACACGGCAGCACCUCAUCUUCUACGCCAAGAUCCGCGGCGUCCAAGACGUCAACAGCAACGUCGACUACCUCCUCCGCCGCCUCGAUCUCGAGCCGCACGCCAAGACAGCCGCUGCCAAACUGUCUGGCGGCAACAAGCGCAAGCUGAGCCUAGCCAUUGCGCUCAUGGGCACGCCGCCCGUGCUCGUGCUCGACGAGCCCACGACGGCCAUGGACGCCGUCGCCAAGCGCAUGUUUUGGGACCUCAUCCGCAAGGUCACGGCCAACCGCUCCAUCCUCCUCACCACGCACAGCAUGGAAGAGGCCGACGCGCUGGCCGACCGCGCCGUCAUCCUGGCCACCAAGGUGCUCGACAUUGGCACCACGCAGGACCUGCGCUCGCGCUACGGAACGCAGAGCCACAUCAACGUGCAGCUCGCGUCGGCGCCGCACACGGCAGAGGACGAGAUGCAGCGCGUGUGGGCGUGCAUACAGCGAGGCGUGCCCAGCGCGGCCCUGGAGCGAGACAUGAGCCGCGGCCAGAUUCGCUUCACCGUGCCUCUACAGAGCCAGAGCGGCGGCGCUGGGGAAAGCAGCAGCCUGACGGUGAUUCAGAUUACAGAGUUUCUGGAAAAUUUUAAGCGAGAGUUGGGCAUUGCUCAUUUCAACGUGGGAGGCGCAACUUUGGAAGGCGCGUUUCUCAAUAUUAUCCAGGCCAAUAAUUUCCAAGAGGAUGCGGAAAGACGCUGA
Messenger RNA from Beauveria bassiana ARSEF 2860, 4725 nucleotides. RefSeq names its product ATP-binding cassette sub-family A member 9. The coding region runs from base 1 to 4725 and encodes 1574 amino acids. Gene Ontology annotation, biological process: transmembrane transport; lipid transport. The transcript has a single exon. Gene Ontology annotation, molecular function: ABC-type transporter activity; ATP hydrolysis activity; lipid carrier activity. Gene Ontology annotation, cellular component: membrane; intracellular membrane-bounded organelle. The record is from RefSeq and is a predicted model, not a curated record. NCBI's taxonomy places the organism in Eukaryota, Fungi, Ascomycota, Sordariomycetes, Hypocreales, Cordycipitaceae.